Molecule: messenger RNA, 867 nt
Organism: Quercus lobata
Lineage: Eukaryota; Viridiplantae; Streptophyta; Magnoliopsida; Fagales; Fagaceae
Exons: 1
Coding region: 1-867 (288 amino acids)
Source: RefSeq, a predicted model, not a curated record
AUGGAUAGGAGUUGGAUGAAAAUUACGAAUAGAAGGUCACAAGAAUAUUUAGAUGGAGUCCAACAGUUUCUGAAUUUUGCAUCUAACUAUGCACACCCAGAUGGAACGAUUUCAUGUCCAUUUAGAAAAUGUGUGCAUACAAAUUCGUGGCCUAUAGAUGUCGUACAAGCUCACUUAGUGUCAAAGGGGAUUUGUAGGGGUUAUAACCCUUGGCUUUUUAAUAGGGAAUCAUCAUUUGCACAAACUUUUUCUGAAAUUCCCAAUAGUCAUGUACAAGAAAACCCAAUAAAGUAUGCCGAUCUUUGUGACAUGUUGCAUAACAUGUUCCCCAUACAAGAUAUGGCAUCUAGGCCAAUGGAAGAAGUCCCUAUUGUGCAACAACCCACAGAAGGUCCUGCAGAAGGUCCUGCAGAAGGUCCUAAUGAAGAUACACUUCGAUUUAUGAAAUUAUUUGAAGAUGCUAAUCAACCUUGUUAUGAAGGUUGUAAGCAUUUUAGCAAAUUGUUAGCCAUUGUGCAUUUGUGCCACAUGAAGUGUCUUAAUGGUUGGACCAACAAAUCAUUUACCACAUUGCUGCAAUUUUUGCUUGAUUUUCUUCCUUCAAAUGCUAAGUUGCCAAAAGAUUGUUAUGAGGCUAAGAAGAUUAUUAAGGAUUUGGGCUUGAGCUAUGAGAAGAUUCAUGCUUGUUCUAAAGAUUUUAUUUUAUAUUGGAAGGCGAAUCUUGAAGCUUGUCCAAACUGUAACCAUUCAAGAUGGGAAAGUAAUGAGUCUAAAAGUCAACAAAGUACUAAUACUUCCUCCAAGAAAAGAAAGAAGAAAGCUGCAAAGAUCCUAUGGUGGUUCCCCUUAAAGCCAAGAUUGCAAUGA